Molecule: messenger RNA, 1155 nt
Organism: Cyphellophora europaea CBS 101466
Lineage: Eukaryota; Fungi; Ascomycota; Eurotiomycetes; Chaetothyriales; Cyphellophoraceae
Exons: 3
Coding region: 1-1155 (384 amino acids)
Biological process (GO): NADPH regeneration
Cellular component (GO): cytoplasm
Molecular function (GO): oxidoreductase activity; nucleotide binding
Source: RefSeq, a predicted model, not a curated record
AUGCCCGUCAGGAUAGGGAUUAUUGGCUGCGGCGAGAUCACACAGGUGGUCCAUAUUCCCACAAUCGGUCAUCUUUCCGAUCUGUUCACCAUAACAUAUCUCUGCGAUGUUUCCAAUGAUGCGCUUGUACACUGUCAGGGGCGUAUAGCUGGCAAACAGCCUAGCGUCACUCGGAACGCCGAAGAUCUCUGCUGUUCUCCCAAUGUCGACGUUGUGCUCGUUGCGAACAGCGAUGCGUUUCAUGUCCCUCAUACGCUGCUCGGGCUCAAGUACAACAAGACAGUCUUGGUCGAGAAGCCAAUGGCUCUCAACCUGAGAGAUGCAGAUCUGAUAAUUGAGGCUGAGAAGGCCUCGAGUGGCCAAGUCAUGGUGGGUUAUAUGCGCAGGUAUGCGGCUGCAUUCCAAGACGCAGUCAAAGAGUUAGGAGGACGAACGAUUCUCUACGCCAGGGUUCGAGACAUUAUUGGGCCGAAUGCCGCGUUUGUCACACAAUCUGGUACCUUCCCGAAGGUCUUCAGCGACUUCAGCGCUGAGGACUCCAACGAACUCAAGGCUCGGACAGAUGGUUUCUUGGAGCAAGCGCUUGUCCAAGAACUGGGCCUACCUGUCACUCCAUCAAACACGUUGAUGUGGCGUCUGCUCGGUGGCCUAGGUUCACACGACUUGAGCGCCAUGAGAGAGGUCCUAGGAAUGCCAGAAGAAGUAAGAGGUGCGGUCAACUGUGGAUCUACUGAGAAUCUCUUCUGGAGUGCGCUCUUCCAAUAUCCCAGUUUCGCUGUGUCUUACGAAUCUGGCAUCGACAGCGUACCACGAUUCGACGCGGCCAUCGAGAUCUUCACGCAAGACAAGACAGUCAAGAUCUGCUACGAUACACCCUACAUCAAAGGUCUACCGACGACCAUGUUCAUUCGCGAGAAACUACUAGACGGAUCUUACCGUGAGUCGACGACUCGCAGAACCUACGAGGAUCCCUAUACGCUUGAGUUCAAGGAGCUGUAUGCUGUGGUGACGGAAGGGAAACCCAUCAAGACGACCCCAGCUGAUGCGAGGAAAGAUGUUGAAAUUUUCGGCAUGAUCAUGCGCGCAGGCGCGCGUGGUGACAAUAGCAGCUCGGCAUCCAAAGUUGCACCCCUGACGAAUGGGAACAGUCACUAG